Messenger RNA from Rotaria socialis, 978 nucleotides. The record is from the annotation of a GenBank genome assembly. NCBI's taxonomy places the organism in Eukaryota, Metazoa, Rotifera, Eurotatoria, Philodinida, Philodinidae.
AUGGUUGAGUGUGAAUAUCUGAAAUUAUUUAUCGUUGAAUGUAAAAAUGAUUAUCGAUUCAAUUGUCGAAAAUCUCUAAUGUUUUGUAAUAAAACGAUGGCUUCAUUUUUCUAUAUGCUAACAUGUCAAGUUGAAUAUGAUGAUCGUGUAUUUUUUACUUCUAUUGAACUUUUGAAUAGAUAUUUAAUUUGUUCAAUGGUAAAAUCAAGCCAUUCAAUCGGUAAAGAUCAAAAAAGCCUCAAGAAUCAAUAUGAAUCAAUAAAGGAAAAAUAUUGUCAAGAUAAAUACAUUAUUGCGACUGCUUGUUUUCAGCUUGCCACACAAAUUUGUGAUCAACCCAUUGAUACUCCUCGUUUAAUUGAAUAUUUUCAUGAACUUACACGAAUGGAUCCAAAUAUGACAAAAGUAACAACAUUAAAUCGCGAUCAAUUGAUUCAAAUUCAAAUUCAAAUAUUAACAACAAUUGAUCAUAUGUUUCCACGAUAUACUCCUCAUAUAUUUAUAUCUCAUUUUCUUCGAUUUCUUAAUAGUGAAAUAAAAAUGAUUAGUGAACGUUUACAUAAUGCAUCAAUGCUUUUACUGGUUCAUAUUUAUUUACAAUGGACAUUACUUAUUGAACUUUUAGCAAAAAAAGAAAGUGGAUUGUCGAAAGUGAAUAAAAUACAAAUGGAAAGUGUUACUCAACGAUUUCGUGAUCCGUUAUUACUUGGCUCAGCUACAAUUCUUGCAGCAUCGAAAAUGUUUUGUCAUGGAAUGAAUUCACAAAUUCAUGAUAAGAUUAUCAGUUUAUGUGUUAGUCUUCUUGGCAUUGAUCCAAUGCGUAUUUAUAUGGCUCAAUUUUUUGCCGAAGAAGUUAUACAAAAAUCAGUCAGUGUUCGGUUAUUAAUAGGAUCAAAAAACAAUGCAACUUCCAGAAUUAUAGUUGAUCGAGAACAUGAUUUUGAUGAUGAAUCCAUGAUGAUAUUUAAAUCAUCCUAG